UUAUCUUAAUAUCGGUUUCAGUGUUCGUGUUAGCUGAUAUUGAAGUAGAAACUACACAUGGACGUGUUGCUGGAAGAGAUUUCAAAUCGAUAUUUGAAGAGAAAAAAUACCAUGGAUUUAUGGGGAUACCUUUUGCCGCCCCACCUGUCAAAGAUCUUAGAUUUAAGGCACCACAACCAAUGGAGCCAUGGACCGACGUUUUACAAGCUACAAAAGUAAAACCAGCCUGUGUACAGUUCAACACUAACUUUCGCAAAGGUCAAGCUUUAGGUCAAUACGGUCUUGAAGACUGCCUAUACCUCGACAUAUUUACUCCAGCCGUAGAUGAAAAUAAACGACCAGUUGUUGUAUUUUUGUACAGUGAACGACUUAAAAACUCAUACAAUAAAACUAAAGACUACGCUCCAGAUUUUUUUAUAGAAGAGGAUUUAGUCGUUGUGACAAUAAGUCAUCGACUAGCCAUGUUUGGGUUCCUAUCGUUUGAAGACAAUUCACUACCAGGUAACGCGGGAUUAAAAGAUAUUGUGGCAGCAUUAGAUUGGAUAUCAAAUAAUAUCAAUAACUUUGGAGGUGAUCCGGAAAAAGUUACUUUAUUGGGCGCUCAAGGAGGAGCUGUAGCGGUUGAUUUCCUUAUUCGUUCUAAAGCGAAAAAAUACUUUCGCUCAGCGAUACUUCAAAGUGGCACGUCACUAAACCCUGCAUAUUUGCAAGGAAACGCUCGUGAAAGAUUUUUCGAACUUGCCAAUUUAUUAGAAAUAUCCAGCUCAAGCAUCAGUCAGAUUUUAAAAGAAUUAAAUGAGAUUCCUGCUUCAAAGUUAUUUAACGUGGAACUAAGAGCUUCACCGCCCGAUUAUUUUAAAGAAACUCAGAAAAGUAUUCUAUCAUUCGGUCCAAUCGUUGAAAAGGAUGCAGAUGGACUUAUAACAGAAUAUCCUGAAAAUUCUUACGAAAAUAUAAACAUACCUAUUAUGGUCGGAUUCAACUCUCGAGAAGGAUUGGCGGCUUCUUAUAAAUAUCUCACCCAACCUCAUUCCCUCAAAUUCGUUGAAAAAGAUUUUCCGUUUUUAAUGCCUUUGCGAAUGAAGUUUAGAUUCGAUCCUCUUUCCGAAAUGUACUACGACGCCAUAGACGAUAUAAAGAAAUUUUAUUUUAAAGAAGGCAAGGUGACCAUAAAAAGUACUUCAGAAUAUGUGACUUAUGUCGGAGAUCUACAUUCUUAUUCUAUGGACAUGACGGCAAAAAUGUACGCUAAUAUAUCGUUGAGCCCAGUUUAUUACUAUCACUUUGACUUUUACAGUGAUUUGAAUGAGAAUAAGAAUGAUCUAUUGGCGAUGUCAGUGGUUGAAGAAGGUACUUGGGGCGCGGCGACUGGAGACGAACUGUGUUAUUUAUUCAGAUGUCCAAGUUUGAAAGAUAAAUAUGCAAAACAUAAACGAUUGGAAUCACACGAAUUGAUAAUGCAAAAGAAAAUCAUAAAGUUGUGGGCAAACUUUGUAAAAUACGGGAACCCAACUCCCAAGAACAAUAAUCCGUUGAACGAGAUUGAGUGGUCUCCUUAUAAUUUAAAAACAAAGGAAUACUUACUCAUUGGAAAGAAGUUUGAAAUGAAAAAGGAUUUAUGGGAAAGAAAGUUUACGUUCUGGGAUGAUUUUUUAAAUAAAUGGGAAAAGAGAGCUCAUAAAGACGCCAGUAGCAACAUUGAUAAACGUCUUACGAUUAGUAAAAGGUUUAACUUCGGAUUAAUAGAAGAAUUACAUCGAACGGUAUCACUAACACCAAGUUCAAUUAUCUAA
This is a messenger RNA of Vanessa atalanta (red admiral), 1793 nucleotides long. Its product is annotated as juvenile hormone esterase-like. The record is from RefSeq and is a predicted model, not a curated record. The transcript is spliced from 4 exons. Bases 120 to 1793 code for a protein of 557 amino acids. NCBI's taxonomy places the organism in Eukaryota, Metazoa, Arthropoda, Insecta, Lepidoptera, Nymphalidae.